CAAUAUCACCUGGAUGGGCUAAAGGAAAUAAGAGACAGGAGUAGAGCACCUGGUCUUCCCUUUGGGUACUUCUACCAUCUGGAAAAGCAGAUUCUCUGUUCCUGGGAAACGAAAGAUUGACAGAACUGAAAAUGACCAGGAAGAGGAUAUACUGGGUCCCCAGGUCUUCUGGUGGCCUCGUGAAUCUUGGCAUGGACAUGAGUGACGACAUGGUUUCAGGACUUAGUUAUAAAACUUACACCCUAGAAGACAGCCCCUGGGGCCAGCAGGUGACGAAGCCUGAAGCACAAGGGACAGCAACAGAGCUCCACUGGGGGAAGUAUGAUGCUGCCUGGAGAACAAUGAUUCCCUUCCGUCCCAAGCCAAAGUUUCCUGCCCCUCAGCCCAUGGACGAUGCUGGCUUGUUCUCCUACCUCACGUUGUCAUGGCUCACUCCACUCAUGGUCCAAGGUUUGCAGAGAUGCUUGGAUGAGAACACUAUCCCCCAACUGUCAGUCCAUGAUGCCUCAGAUAAAAAUGCUAAAAGGCUCUGCCUUCUUUGGGAAGAAGAAGUCUCAAAGCAUGGGGUGGAAAAGGCUUCAGUGUUUCGAGUGAUGAUGAGGUUUCAAAGAACAAGGGCUAUUUUGGAUGUAUUUCUGGGCUGCUGCUUCUCUAUCCUGACCGUGCUAGGGCCGAUGCUGGUUAUACCAAAGAUCCUGGAAUAUUCUGAAAAGCAGUCGGGAGGUAUUGCCUAUGGAGUAGGGCUCUGCUUUGCCCUCUUUCUCACAGAGUGCAUAAAGUCUCUGUGUCUGUGUUCCUGCUGGGUCUUAAACCAGCGCACAGGCAUCAGGUUUCGUUCUGCUGUUUUCUCCUUUGCCUUUCAGAAGCUAAUGCAAUUUAAGUCUCUAACACACAUCACCACGGGAGAGGCCAUCGGCUUCUUCGCCAACGACAUAAACUACCUGUUUGAAGGGGUGUACUAUGGCCCCCUGGUCUGUCUCAUCUGCUCAUUGCUGAUUGCCUGCACUGUCACCUCCUACCUCAUUUUUGGACCCACCGUGCUCUCUGCCACUAUUUUCUACCUCCUGAUUUUACCAUUGGAGGUGUUCUUGAACAGAAAGAUUGUCAAGAUACACCAUCAUACAUCUGAGGUCAGUGACAAGCGCAUCCGAGUGACCGGUGAAGUUCUCACCUGCAUCAAGCUGAUUAAAAUGUAUGCAUGGGAGAAACCAUUAAAAAAAAUAAUUAAAGACCUCAGAAAGAAGGAAAGGAAACUAUUGGAGAAGUCUGGGAUCUUCCAGAGCCUGACCACUGCAUUCUUGUUUAUGGCCCCUACAGUGGCCACAACAGCGAUGUUCCUCAUCCACACGGGUUUACAAAGGAAACUCACAAUUUCACUAGCCUUCACCGUGUCAGCCACAAUGAAUCCCAUGCGGCUCUCAGUGUUCUUAGUGCCCUUUGCUGUAAAAGGCCUCACAAAUUCCAAGUCUGCAGCAGAGAGGUUCAAGAAAUUUUUCCUCCAGGAGAGCCCUGUUUUAUAUGUCCAAGCAUUGAGCGACCCCAGCAAAGCACUGGUGUUGGAGGAGGCCACCUUGUCAUGGCAAGAGACCUGCCCUGGGAUUGUCAAUGGAGCCUUGGAGCUGGAGAAGAACGGGCAUGCUCCCGAGGGGGUGACCAGGGCUCAGCCACCUCUAGGAGCCCUCAGGCCAGAAGACUCAUGGGGCAGCCCACCCCCAGGGUUGCACAAGUUAAACCUGGUGGUGUCAAAGGGGACCAUGUUGGGGGUCUGUGGCAACACUGGAAGUGGCAAGAGCAGCCUUCUGUCAGCCAUCCUGGGGGAGAUGCACUUGCUGGAGGGCUCGGUAGGGGUGCAUGGAAGCCUGGCUUAUGUUCCCCAGCAGGCCUGGAUCUUCGGAGCUAGCAUCAGGGAGAACAUCCUCAUGGGAGGCCAGUACGACAGAGCCCGGUACCUCCAGGUGCUCCAUUGCUGCUCCCUGAACCAGGACCUGGAAAUUCUGCCCUUUGGAGACAUGACGGAGAUUGGGGAACGGGGCCUCAACCUUUCUGGGGGGCAGAAGCAGAGGAUCAGCCUGGCCCGCGCCAUCUACUCAGACCGCGAGCUCUAUCUGCUGGACGACCCCCUAUCUGCCGUGGACGCCCACGUGGGGAAGCACAUCUUUAAGGAGUGCAUUAAAAAGAUGCUUAGGGGGAAGACCAUCAUUCUGGUGACCCAUCAGCUGCAGUAUUUAGCAUUUUGUGACCAGAUUAUUUUGCUAGAAGAUGGGAAAAUCUGUGAAAAAGGAAUUCACAGUGAAUUAAUACAGAAAAAGGGACGAUACGCCCAGCUCAUUGAGAUCAUGGAGAAAGAAGCCACACAGGAUGUACUGCAGGACACAGCAAAGACAGCAGAAGAACCUCAGGGGCAAGAGCAAGCUCAGACUGCCUUCCAGGAAGAGCCUGUCCAUGAAAGAGCACCUGUGCUGGAAAAUCAGCUCACAAGGAAGGAGAAGAUGGAAGAAGGGUCCCUGAGGUGGAGUGUCUACCAUCACUACAUCCGGGCAACUGGAGGUUACAUGGUCUCUGCCAUUGUUUUAUUUCUCAUUAUGUUGAUUAUCUUCUUCACGACCUUCAACUUCUGGUGGCUGAGCUAUUGGUUGCAGCAGGGCUCAGGGACCAAUAGCAGCCAAGAGAGCAAUGGAACUAUGGCAGACCCAGGCGACAUACUGGACAACCCUCAGCUGCCAAUUUACCAACUGGUGUACGGCCUCAGUACGGUGUUGCUAAUCUUCAUGAGCAUCUGCUUCUCAUGGGCCUUCACCAAGCUCAUGAGGAAAGCAUCCACCACCCUGCACAGCAAACUCCUUAGCAAGGUUUUACGCUGCCCCAUGAGCUUCUUUGACACAAUCCCAGUAGGCCGACUCCUGAACUGCUUUGUGGCAGACUUGGAUGAGCUGGACCAGUUGUUGCCCGUUGUUGCUGAAGAAUUCCUGAUCCUGUUUUUGAUGGUGGUUGCCAUCUUGUUGGUUGUCAGUGUGCUGUCUCCAUAUACCCUGCUGAUUGGAAUCAUAUUAGUCACUAUUUGCCUUGUUUAUUAUCUGAAGUUUAAGAUGGCCAUCAGCAUGUUCAAGAGACUGGAGAACUACAGCCGCUCCCCUCUGCUCUCCCACAUCGUCACCACUCUGCAGGGCCUGAGCUCUAUCCACAUCUAUGGAAAAACUGAAGACUUCAUCAGCAAGUUUAAGAGGCUGAGUGAUACGCAGAAUAACUACCUGCUGAUGUUCCUGUCCUCCUCGAGAUGGAUAGCACUGAGGAUGGAGACCAUGACCAACCUGCUGACCUUGACUGUGGCCUUGUUUGUGGCUUUUGGCAUUUCCUCUGCCCCCUAUUCCUAUAAAGCCAUGGCUAUCAGCCUCAUCCUGCAGCUGGCGUCCAACUUCCAGGCCACUGCCAGGAUUGGUUCAGAGACAGAGGCAUACUUCACUUCUGCAGAAAGGAUGCUGCAGUACAUGAAGAUGUGUGUCCCCGAGGCUCCUUUACACACGGAAGGUAUGAGCUGUCCUCCUGGGUGGCCACAGCAUGGAGAAAUAACAUUCCAGGAUUAUCAGAUGAAAUACAGAGACAACACACCCAUUAUCCUUAAUGGCAUCAACCUGACAAUUCAUGGCCAAGAAGUGGUGGGCAUCGUGGGAAGGACAGGCUCUGGGAAAUCCUCCUUGGGAGUGGCUCUCUUCCGCUUGGUGGAGGCUGCAGCAGGCCGGAUUCUCAUCGAUGGUGUGGACAUCAGCAGCAUUGGCCUGGAGGACCUGCGGUCCAGGUUCUCGGUUAUCCCUCAAGAUCCUGUCCUGCUCUCAGGAACCAUCAGAUUCAACCUAGACCCUUUUGACUGCUAUACAGAUGAGCAGAUAUGGAAUGUCUUGGACACGACAUUCCUGAGAAUGACAGUCUCAAAAUUACCCCAAGGACUGCAAGCAGAAGUUGUGGAAAGUGGCAAAAACUUCUCUGUUGGGGAGAGGCAGCUGUUCUGCAUUGCAAGAGCAGUCCUUCGCAAGUCCAAGAUCAUCCUUAUUGAUGAAGCCACAGCCUCCAUUGAUGUGGAAACCGAUACCCUGAUCCAGCACAUGAUCCGUGAAGUCUUCCAGGGCUGCACUGUGCUGGUCAUUGCACACCGCAUCACCACUGUGCUCAACUGUGACCGCAUCCUGGUCAUGAACAAGGGGGAGGUGGUAGAGUUCGACAGGCCUGAGAUACUGCAGCAGAAGCCUGAGUCUAUGUUUGCUUCCCUGUUGGCCACAGCCAAUUUUUCAAUGAGCUAAAGGGGACCGGUGACUGCAUGGAGGCUGAUGGUACAGCAAGUGCAGCUGUGAGGCUUGAAGUCUAUGACCUUGUGUAGAGAUGGCUAGUUCUCCUGAAAGAAGGGCUGAAAUGUGCUCAGGAGGUGCUGGCAAUGGGACAGAAGAGAAGAUCAAGGGGAGCAGAACCUGGAAUAGGCCGCUCUGUGGCUCCCCAGACCUGAGAAACGCACCCCCCCGACACACACCAUUUGAGACCAUGUAACAAAUCAUCAUGUGCCUCUUUUUAACUGAUAUGUUGAGUAAUUUCAUAACAAUGUAAAAGCUUAUUAUGGGUUUCUGGAUCUGUGAAAAGUAUUGCAAA
Molecule: messenger RNA, 4632 nt
Organism: Hyaena hyaena (striped hyena)
Lineage: Eukaryota; Metazoa; Chordata; Mammalia; Carnivora; Hyaenidae
Gene: ABCC11
Product: ATP binding cassette subfamily C member 11
Exons: 30
Coding region: 132-4292 (1386 amino acids)
Biological process (GO): transmembrane transport
Cellular component (GO): membrane
Molecular function (GO): ATP binding; ATP hydrolysis activity; ABC-type transporter activity
Source: RefSeq, a predicted model, not a curated record